Messenger RNA from Cydia fagiglandana, 2584 nucleotides. Its product is annotated as dynein axonemal intermediate chain 7-like. The transcript has 23 exons. The record is from RefSeq and is a predicted model, not a curated record. Bases 354 to 2582 code for a protein of 742 amino acids. Gene Ontology annotation, cellular component: axoneme. NCBI's taxonomy places the organism in Eukaryota, Metazoa, Arthropoda, Insecta, Lepidoptera, Tortricidae. Gene Ontology annotation, molecular function: beta-tubulin binding; microtubule binding.
CAGAAAUCCCAGAUGAGCAGCUCCUGGGGGCUACAGACUUGGAGCCCGAGCCCGAAGAGACACAAUGGACGGACACCUCAUACACCAGCGCCUCCUUCGAGUCCCUACCACCAGCUCCUGUCGAGGAGAUCAAAAAGAAGCCUAAGAAGAAGAAGAAGGCGGUGGAAGAAGAGGUGAUAGUAGAGGAGGUAGCUUUCCAAUGGUCUGAAGAGAGUCUUCCGCAAGAAGAAGAAGUUGACGAGAAGAAAGUCGCCGAAGAACAGGUAGUGGUGACGAAAAAAAAGAAGGGGAAAAAGGAUAAGAAGCCGAAAGAAGUAAUACCGGAUUUUGAGAAGCCCAAAGAGUGGAAGAAAAUGAAUAAGAAAGACCGAGAUCUGUGGCUCGUGAACCGAAUAGAAGAGUGGCGAGCCGAGAUGGAAGCGGAAAAGCAAGCAAGGCUGGCGGGUGCGAAAGAGAAGAAAUUAGCCCUGGCGAGGGAGAGGGCAGAACUCUUAGCCAAGGACAAUGCGGAACAAGAGAUAAGGAGAGAUAUAUUAGCGAAGACUUGUUCCCUGUUUGCCAAAUUUGAAAGGGAGAAAAUCGAAUAUUUGAAUAAUUUACAGCGACAGGCGGAGUGGCAACAAUACCUCCGGUGCGACGGUCUGCCAGACCCCCGCGUGCCCACGCAGAUGGCCACUUACAUCCAUGUCUGGCAAAACACGAACGCGUGUGACGCAGAUGAGUUGGACAGGCGCUGUGUUGAGGCUUUACCGAUGAUAAUGAUGCUCGAAGAAAUGGUGGCAAAUCCGAAACAGUACACACCGUUGCGACUGCAGAUCUUCAAUGAAGUUCGCCUGCAGCUACGCGAGCAGCUCUCCGAAACCAUCCAGUGCGCGUCCUACAUGACACUGCGCAAUUUGGAAAAGAACCUCAAAAUGGUGUCGAUCAAGUUAGCGACGUACAACAGGGAGUUUAAAGCUUUGAAGCUGAACAUAUGGGUGGCUGUGCGCAUGCCCACUAGGAAGUUGAAGCCAGUGGAACCGGAGCCUGAACCCAUUGAUCUAGAGUUUCCGGCGUUGAAUGUGGCCCUGAAACUGCCUAAAUCCAUAGACGGGAGCUGCGUAUGUGUGCGUGCGGCCAAGUCAGAGGUGGAUUUAUUGAGCGAGUCGUCGAAGACUUAUGCGCUAGCUGCCGAAGUAGCCAAUAGAUACACAGACCUGUUCGUGUUUAUGGUGAAGGAGCACGUGGAGAUGCUGAAGAUCAAAGCGGAACAGGACGCCGUCCGAUCCGCCUUCUACAAAGAAGUCAACGCCAAGAUCAGAGAGCUGGAAGCUUUCUUGAAGGCCAACAUAUAUACGAAGAACGAACAGGAAAAGGAAGACCUUGAUAAUCUCAAUCUGUCGGAGCCUCCGUUCAUGCAAGAUCCUAGGACGCUGAUAGGAGAAAAUAACGAAGCGGCAUUUAAAAAGUUCCUAAAGAAAUGUAUGAUAAAAACCAAAACGGGCGAGGUCCAACUCAGAAAAUACAGGAUAUGCGGGGGUACGCUCAACUUGGACCUUUUAAUAGUGCCGCCUCAGCCCAAACGGCUCAGAAACAACGUGUAUCUCUCUACAUUGCUUCUACCAAAACGGCUCCAAGCCACGCCGUACCAAGUGCAGUUCAGGGCCCCAGGGCCCCCGCCGCCAGGGGUCACUCGGACCCCUGAGGAGAUCGAAGCGGAGAUGAAGAAAGUGGAAGCGGAAUAUGAGAAAUUGGCCCUUGUGUUCAUACAAUUGCCUCAGGACAUCAUGUGGACAGAGCCGCCUGUCAUCUGUCAAUGGCAAGAGGCCAGGAAACUCUGGACUACCAACUACAUCAACGACUACAAGUUUAACGAGGAUAAACUGACGGUUCAGUUCAGGACUGGGGUGCUAUGGCCCAUCGGUAUAGCUACGCUGCGCUACAAUAACAUGCCCUACCAAGGAUGGGAUAUGAAACCAAAUCCGAACGGGAAAGGCGUCCUCUUGACCGUGACGGGCGCGUGCAUAACUGUCACGUGGCUAUGCAUCGGCAACUCGGUCAAACUGAAGUGGCUAGCCAAUGCAACCACUCGCGCGCUCAGGCAGCAUAUUAACAAGAAAUAUUCGGUCAAGAAGAUGGUGCAGCUCAUGCGUGACGCAGCGUGCGACUUCUUUCCCGACUUUGACGGACACAACCACAUAGAAGGCACGUGCCCGAAGGAAUGGGUCAUCGAGCGGCACACGUACCACGCGAUGGCUAUGCUGUCCAGGGCGUAUAACUUCCAAUGGAGCAGAUGGAACGUUGGUGCUGGGAGCCGGAAUAUAGUGAUGCAGCUCAGAGAGGCAGUGGACAAGAAACGAGAGGCCAAAUUCAACCUGUUGUACGUGAAUCCGAAACAGGCUACCAUUCUGAGAUGCAAUGAGCUGAGCACGGAGUUAACCCUGGAACCCAUGCUUGGACUAGGGUUCUACCCCGACCUGUUCACCCUGAACAUGGCUUACGGGUCGGUGGACGCGCGCCGCGCCACCUUCAACAUGAAGUUCAACCUGGUGGAGACGGUCUUCGAGAUGCUGCAGGAACUCAAGCUGUCCAGCUUCUCGUAGAA